GUAACCAUAGAGAAGGAUGUACUCGUAAAUUAAGACCUGUAUCUGUGUCAAUGUUUGCAGGUGACACUUUCAUGGAGUAAAAAAAUCACUUUAGAUAGUUGAAAGAGGAGGGAGAGAGGCUACCAAAUUCGAACCACGAUAGAAUCGUGUUAAUCAUACAACGUUAGAAUCCGCAGAACUGGUGACACCCGUACAAGAUGACGCCCUGCGACGGUGAAAAGAAACCCCCGCCAUCAGGUGAGGCCACAGUCGGUGGGAUCUUUCCGGAUGAGAUUGCUGUUAUCAAGAAACAAGCCCAAAAUGACAAGCGCCGUCCACUGAAGAUUGUGAUCAUCGCGGGAGUUGCCGUGAUGGCUGUUCUGGCCAUAGGCGUUCUCUUGUUGAUCACUCGCCCCUCGCGACAUGGAGUAGUCACGUGCUCACUGAACUUCUGGACCGGAAAGCAGCUCUUGCACGAGACCGUAGAGACCGACAAAGACGCGGAGACAGACGCGUUUUACACCGAGGGGUCCAGGGGAGAGGCUGCGGUCAUGUAUGACCACUCCAGUAUGAUGAAAGCAUUCAAGCUGUCGCGAAGUAAUAAGACCUGCUUCAUCUUCGAAGAGACACAAGGAGAGAAAAAUGCCGUGAAGAAGACAGCAGAAGAACUUGAAGAAAAACAGGACGGCUCCUUGCAGUUUGCUGAGUACGGAGGCGCCAUGCUGAUGACCGUGGAUACAGAGCGACCAGCCCGCCCGGUCCUGAGUCAGAAACUGCAGAACUUCUGCGGACAGCUCGAGCCGCGCUGGGCCAAACUCACCCCGGCUACUGAGGAGGAACAGCAGGGAGACAGGGUGGAGAUCAUCAUGCCUGCCGAAGCCAGAGACAUGGGGGAGCUUGCAGAGAUGCCUGUCGGCCCUGGGAACGAGAAGGAGACACCACCCACACCAUCGUCCACCCAUCCUCUCACAGAAUCACGUGAUCAUCACCAUGACAACCAGGAUUGCAGACACAAGUUGAAGCACAUGCUGGAGCGGCAGUCUGUUCACAUCGCCAUUGUUGUGCUGAUCGUGCUGGACACGCUUAUCGUCAUCAUGGAGCUGCUGAUCGACGUGCGCGUCAUCAAGCUGUGUCCGGACCCGCCUGACGUCUGCGUACCCAAGGCAGGGCACAACGGGACUACAGGGCUGGUGACGACAGGUGCGCCUGGCCAUCACGUGAUCGAUGCGGGGGAUCAUGGGACAGGUGGACACGAGGAAUGCCACCAUGUCUUGAUAGAAGUUCUUCAUGUCGUCAGUAUCCUCAUCUUGUGCAUCUUCGUGGUUGAGAUCGCGCUGAAGAUCUACGUGGACCGUCUGGAGUUCUUCAAGAACGGUUUCCACGUGCUGGACGCCGUGGUGGUGCUGGUGUCUCUGGGGCUGGACAUCGCCUCGCUGGUCCGCCCCUCCGCCUUCACGGACGCCGGCGGGCUGCUCAUCCUGCUCAGGCUCUGGAGGAUCACCAGGAUCGUCAACGGUAUCAUCAUAUCAGUGGAAGAAGAGUGGGAACACAAAGUGAACCAUCUCAAACACGAGCACCAGCUGGUGGAGAGGGAACGAGAUCGCCUCCUGAAGGAAAACGCGCUCCUGCAAAAGACGCUGACCAAUCACGGCAUCGACAUACCAAAGUUACCACCCGACUCUGGGGACGAGAGCACAUGCGAAUUCGAGUUUGAGUAGUUAUAAGCAUAGGGC
Molecule: messenger RNA, 1712 nt
Organism: Branchiostoma belcheri (Belcher's lancelet)
Lineage: Eukaryota; Metazoa; Chordata; Leptocardii; Amphioxiformes; Branchiostomatidae
Exons: 12
Coding region: 198-1697 (499 amino acids)
Biological process (GO): proton transmembrane transport
Cellular component (GO): plasma membrane
Molecular function (GO): voltage-gated proton channel activity
Source: RefSeq, a predicted model, not a curated record